This is a messenger RNA of Myotis brandtii (Brandt's bat), 874 nucleotides long. It is a transcript of the gene TSPO, whose product is annotated as translocator protein (18kDa). Bases 131 to 874 code for a protein of 247 amino acids. The transcript is spliced from 4 exons. The record is from RefSeq and is a predicted model, not a curated record. Gene Ontology annotation, cellular component: endoplasmic reticulum; membrane. Gene Ontology annotation, molecular function: cholesterol binding. NCBI's taxonomy places the organism in Eukaryota, Metazoa, Chordata, Mammalia, Chiroptera, Vespertilionidae.
AUCCACCCCAGGACUUUUGGUGACCCCGGGUUUGCACACAGCAGGUUCUUGGGAAUGCGCAGUGAGGCCCAGCCUCUCACCGGGCCCUGGUUUCUCUUUCAGAGCUUCCAGAACAGCAGCCAGAGCAGCGAUGGCCCCGCCCUGGGUGCCCGCCGUGGGCUUCACGCUGGCGCCCAGCCUGGGGGGCUUCCUGAGCUCCUACCACGUCCGCGGAGAGGGCCUCCGCUGGUAUGCCAGCCUGCAGAAGCCCUCGUGGCACCCGCCCCGAUGGACGCUGGGCCCCAUCUGGGGCACGCUCUACUCGGCCAUGNGAUACGGCUCCUACCUGGUCUGGAGAGAGCUGGGGGGCUUCUCGGAGGAAGCUGUGGUGCCCCUGGGCCUCUACGCGGGGCAGCUGACCCUGAACUGGGCGUGGCCUCCCAUCUUCUUUGGCUCCCGACAGAUGGGUGUGGCCCUGGUGGACCUCCUGCUGACGGGGGGGUUGGCGGCAGCCACCACCGUGGCCUGGCACCGGGUGAGCCCUCCGGCCGCUCGGCUGCUCUACCCGUACCUGUCAGAUGUGACCCCAAAUUAUGAGGAGCUCGGGGAGCUGAGCAGACAGCCGCCCGCCCGCCCUGCAGCCUCACCUGCGCACUCGCUGCGACUCGAUGUCCAACAAGCUCGGCUCCGCAGGCACCUAGCGGCCGUGAGCGCGUGGCGGGGCCCUGGGCGGCUCCCGCCGUGUUUCCGAGGCUCCGCAGAGCAGCGGGGUCGGGGGGACUGCACACCCACUGUGUCACUUGGUUCCGAGUUCUCCACCACGGGCACAGGGCACACGUGUCCGCAGACGCUGCGCGGCACUGCAGCACCCAUGGCUGCUGGAUCUCUCCCGUGA